AUGGGUGGUAAAUGUUCAAGGAUGUUUCAGCAAGAUGAUCUAUAUAUUGUGCAGUGGCAACAUCGAUCACUUCAUCAGGAUUUCCUUUCUCUUGAUCAAGGAGAAAUAGUUAUUGCACGAGAAUAUCAUAACCGAAUGACUUAUGAAGUAAAGGGUGCAACAAGAGAAAUCCAAAACGUGGUAACAGUUGAACGACUGCAUCACAGGAAAACAUGUAAAAACAAGGGAUUCAUUUCCAUGGACUAUUUACAAUUUUUAAGUUCUACCGGACUGCCGAAAACAGCAGUGAGUCGAGCAAUUUUGUCUACUUACGAUAUUCCACGAGAAAUUCUGGAAUGCAGGUGGUUUGUUGGAUGUAUUAAUCCAGUGGAGGUAGGGAUUUGGCUUCGAAAUGAUCUUCAAUCAUCAUUUGGUAGUUAUUUGGUAUGUCAACCAUCGGAAAUCAUAUCCCAUGUUGCAGGAUGGCCUAAUUAUGUAUUAGUUGUAAAAUGUCUUACCGAAAUGGGAGAACUUUGCCAUGAAUGGGAAGAAAAUCAAAAGCAUAACGUUAGCCGUACAUUUUCACCGGUCUAUCCAGUGCAAGCUUUUAGAACCGAUACUAUUUCUCACACCAGUCAACCACUCACAUCUAUUGCUUAUAUUCGAAUCAAAAGGACAACAAAAUCAAAGCGAAAUAUUGCUGAACAAAAAUCAAUGAGAAAUAUGAAUGCAUCAUUAGCACUAGGAUAUCCAGCAGAAUACCAUGCCAAUCCAAUCCUUGGACCAGAACCGAUGGAAAUACCAGUAUCACCAACGUUUUGCCAAGAAUCCAAACACACAAAUGGUCUAAUUAUGGUAUCAGACAAGAAGGUGAUACAUUACAAAAUCAAUAUAAUAUCUGAAAUUGCAACAAAACGCAAGACAUUUGCUGGAAAGACUUAUCGCGCUAUACUAUCAUCAGAAGGUCGUUACAACGAAGUUGCAUUCAAACGACUCAAGAAGUCUUACUAUCAAGAAGAACUUUUUGAAAAAUGUCUUGAUUUACUGCAUGUAGGACGUCGACAAUAUUCUACUGAACUUUCGAGUGCUGCAAAAAAUAUUCCAUACCGUAUUCAAGGUGAAGAUUAUAUCUGCAAAAUUGCCGGUUUCAGCACUAAUGAUAAGAUGUAUGGUCCAUGGGUGGCAUAUGAAUUUGUGAGCGGGAAUUCGCUAGAUGUCGCACUUGUGAUGCGUAAAAAAGACGGAUUACCACCACUGACAAAUCGUGCUAACUUUGAAAUCAUGUACCAAAUAGCGGCUGGAAUGCGAUAUCUUGAAAAUAACGGCUUAUGUCAUCGAGAUCUUCGAGCAGCGAACAUUCUCGUUUAUGUACAGCAUCAGUAUUCAAUGGCUAUCAAAAUUACCGAUUACAUGCUAACCCUCUCCAUUUUAAACCUUAGCUCUUUGCACUGGAGAUGGAUGGAUUAUGAAGCUCUUGAAUACCGUCAAUUUGGUAUCAAGACUGAUAUUUGGUCAUUCGGCUGUGUAAUAUUUGAAAUUUUAAAUCCCGGAAAAUUGCCAUAUUCACUAGAAAAAAUUCCAAUCGAAAAUCCGCAAGGGUUAAUAAAAUUUUUGGGAUAUGGUAAACGAAUGACGAUACAAAAAAGUGCCCAGCAAAGAAUACCGAAUUUUAUUUCGACGUUAAUAAACUGUUGUUGGAUGGCACCAAAAAGUCGUCCCUCAUUCGACGAUCUGUUCAACUUUUUCUAUGAUCUGUUAUUCGACUUUACGAAUGACUAUAAUAAAGAAGGUGGCUCUGCACAACAUUAA
Brugia malayi is the source of this 1788-nucleotide messenger RNA. RefSeq lists its product as uncharacterized. The transcript is spliced from 16 exons. NCBI's taxonomy places the organism in Eukaryota, Metazoa, Nematoda, Chromadorea, Rhabditida, Onchocercidae. Gene Ontology annotation, molecular function: ATP binding; protein tyrosine kinase activity. The record is from RefSeq and is a predicted model, not a curated record. Gene Ontology annotation, biological process: protein phosphorylation. Bases 1 to 1788 code for a protein of 595 amino acids.